AUGAGAACUCGAGAUUUGUAGAAGCUUGUCUUUGAAGCAUGCAUCGAACUUCUUGAUAGCAAUAUAAUCACUACGAUACCAUACAUAUUCUUUAUAAUAUUAGACACAGUAAUCAAAGGACUCUAUGGAAUUGCUUUUAACUUUUACUUUGUUAAGGGCUCAGGAGUUUAAUUUCUUUAAAAUGAAGAGGCAAUUUCCUUUUGUGUAUUUGCUUCAACAGGCUAUUUGAUGCUCAUACUCAUAAUGCUAAUAAUAAUCAUUUUUACUAGAGGUGAAGUUUCUAAUUUGUUCCGAGGCUUGAUUAGAAAAGUACUACUUGUUUGCCUUAAAGCUAAUAACACCUUUCUUAUGGUACCUCUCUAAGUAAUCACCUUCUAGUGCUUCAGAUUGGGCAUCUAAAACUCCUUUUCAAAUUUCAUUCAAGUUUAUCAUUUGGCGCUCUCAAUUCUCUCACUAGUAAUCCAAGUUUCACUAUUCCUAUUUACUGAAACUUUUCUAUUUUGUUUCUUUCCAAACAAAAAUAUACCCUGGAGCAAACCAAGUACUGGAAUAGAUCUCAUGAAAUAUGCUAUAAAUGUUACCUUCAGUAUAUUGUUGAUAUUUGAUCAUGAAAGUAAUACUAUAGAUAUCAUUCUAUUUAUUUUCAUUAGCUGCCUUCAAAUGUUUGGUUUCCUACUAGUUCUAUUUCAGAUUCCCUACUACAGUUUAUUUGUGGAUACAGCUAUUGUUGCAGAGGGAUUAACUUUAUCAUACAUCUAUAUCUUUGCGAUCUUGAAGGGGAUAUUACAUUUGGAAUAAGGAAAAGUAUCUUUUGAUUUGGUAUUUUCAUUUACUUUGUUCGUACUUUUAUUUUGCAUAUACAAGGUUCGAACUACUCAGAUAGAAAGAACAUUCUUGAAAUCUCAUAAAUCUAUGAAAGAUUUUAAGAUUCAAUUAGUAGAGCUUAUUAGGUUAUCAAAUCGAGGCAAAUUAGAUAUGGUGAUAUCACUUUAAUCUUGGAUAAUCCAGCACAAGCAGACAUGCAAUAUGGGUUAAUGUCUUUGCAUCCAGUUUAAGCUGCAUGAAAUUCAAAAUGUCAAUAGUAGAGCAAUAAGAUAAAUUUAAAAUAAUGACAGCGAAGGCAAUAAUAACGAAGGUAUGAGCGUUUAAAAUUACCAAGAAGAUAUAGUAUAUUAAGAUGUAAGCUUAUUUUCUGCUGUCUAGUAGGAAUUCUAUAUGUCAUAAUUCCUUGAGGAUCUUGAAAUGUUGUCAAAUGAAAAUCCAAGAGACUUUGAAAAAAGAUAGCUUUAGAAACUAUAGAGCAUGGUUAUCCUAUUAAUUAACUCUGAGAUUGAGGAAAAUGGAAAAAUAGAUACUUAAUUACAAUUCAUGAAAAUUUGCGUAGACAUCUUUCUUAAGAAUUAGAGUUAUAGAGCCUUCUUUAAGAUAUUGUAGCUAUAGCAGUCUCUGAUCAAAUUAACAAUGAAAUAAGAAUUUAUCUUGGCAUAUCUGAAGAAAUUCUUAAUUAAUAAGAUGAACAUGAAAGAAAAGUAUAAGAAAAACUCAGAAAAGGUAUUUAUAUUAAAUCAGCUAAAGUUCGAGUAAAGUUUCCAAAAAUUUAUCAUAGAUGUUUAAAGAGUAACUGAGGUAGUGGACAAUCUUUGGAAACAGAGUGCAAGUAGAAACUAUAAAAUAAUUGCAAUGACUGAAAUGAUGGAUAAAAUCAGCCAUGAUUAUAUUACUAUUUGGACUAAAUACUAAGAAAUUGAAGGCAAGUAUUUAAAUGCGGAACUACUACUCGUCUUAGCUAGAUUUUGUGAUAUGGUUAUGGGAUUCGAAUUGGAGGCAGAAAAUCUCUACUCUAAGGGUACUUCUCUUUUGAAUAGUAUAAAGUUGCAAUAAUAAAAGGGGUAAAUUAUUGAGGAAAAUAUUGAAAAUAAGAUAAAAAGCCAAGAAUUGUUAUUCAAUGUACAAUGCUCUCCUAAAUGCUUGGAUAAGAUAUCAUUUGCUAAUCAAAAGUUUCUUUAAUGGGUUGGACACAAGAUAGAAGAUAUCCCAGUUGUUAAAAACCUGUUGCCAAGCAUAAUUGCAUAGUUUCAUGAUGAUAAAAUUAUGACAUACCUUCAACAACACGAAAAGACUAGCUCUAAAAUCAAUGUUUAAUCCUGGAUUAAAACUAAAUAAGGACAUGUUAUACCAAUAGAAAUUAAAUCCAUUCCAUACAUUGACUUGAAGCAUGACUUAAGAUUUAUAACACUAAUCAAGCAAAUGAGAGAUUUCGAAGUUGAUGAGACAAAGCAUCAGUAUCACUAAGCAUUCAUUUUUCUGGUAAAUUCUUAUGGAAGAAUUGACUCAGCUUCAGAGGAAUGCCAUACAAUACUUAAUAUUGGCUAAAAAAUGAUUGAUAAUGGCUUAAGUCUACAUCAGAUAUUCCAAGGCUUUGAUUUUGAUAGAGUAUCUGAUUAUCAAAAUGGGCAGGAAUUUCAGUUAGAUAAGAGACAUUUGAUAGAGAUCCAGUAAUCAUUAGACAUUUAGUAGGAUUAACUGUAAGGACAAAGCUUUAAAUUUGGAUCGAUAAUAUUUAGUCCAGCUGACACAAAAAGGCUCUUGAUGAGUGAAGUCUCAAUUCCAAUUUACAUGAAGGUUUACAUCAAAUGCUAAUCUUAUGGGAAUAUAGAUUAAACAUAUUACGAAGUAUUUGCUAUUCCGACUAGCAGUGAUAUAAAUCUUUCUAUGGCAAUCUCACAUCAGAAGUUAAAUACAGAUUUCAAAUCAUCUUAGUUAUCUCAUAAACAAGAUAUGGUGAGUGAUUAAAUUGCGCAUAAAGGUGAAACUGGCCUACAUGAUGAAUCUGAAGAGAACAAUAUUGGCUCAUAGUCAUCAAUAACAUCAAGUUAAACUUCAAGAAGUGACAAGUAAUUCUAGCUAAUCAGAGACAUCAAAGAAAUUACAUCUUUAAAAGGAAUGCCACCGCUAAUUCUAAAAUUAAAAAAGGCUUUGAAUGUUUUCUUCUUUGUGAUGCUAGUCACUGCUAUCGUACUCUUAAUUGUCAACAUUGUGGAUAAAGUUUCAUUUAAGCAGGACAUAUAAGCAGUAGAAGAAGCAUUUAGAAUUUAAUACUAUGUUUCUAAUGUGAGGCUUAGAUUCUUGUACCUUUUUACUCAUAGUAAUGAGCCAGUAGAUCUAACAUAUGCUCGCAUUGAGAAAUAUCACUUGAUAUAGCGUUAACUUGGCAUAUACGUUGAGAAUUUUAGACUCACAAUAAACAACCUAGGCAGAGCAGUAUAGUUACUUGACAGUGAGCUCAAAGGACUGUUCUUCGAUAAUGAUCUAUUUUUAGAGGAGGUGUCUAAAGCAGGGAUGCUAUACAAUCUUACAACUUCCUUUUAGAGUGGAUGUCAAGAAGUAAUUGGCAAAGCUGAUUCUUACCAAUAUUCAAACAUAUCUACUCUGAAGAUUGAAAGACCAAUAUUCGCAAUACAGUAUGGUACUAACAAAACUGGAAGUUAUCGACUGACAAAUGAUGAGAUCAAUACAUUUUUCAUUGUUAAUAACCUUGCAAAUUCAAUCAGGAAAAGAGCAGAUAAGAUUGAAGAAUAGUUUUCCAGUGAAGUAAUAGACUUUGGGGUGCUGAGUGAAUAAAAUAUUCUGAUUUUCACUAUUGUCUGUGUAACAGUAGUUAUUAUUGCGAGCAUUAUGAUUCUGCCUAUGCUCUUUACCAUUGAUAACAAUCUAAGAGAAAGCAUUAGAACAUGGACUUAGAUUAGACAAGAAUAGAAGGAAGAGCAGAUAAAUAAGAUCUAGCAGUUUAAAGAUUUUCUGGAGCUUACAGAUUUCUUAAAUGAAAAGAAGGGCAAGAAAUACAAAGGUGUGAAGCUAUCACCAUAAAAGGCGUUUACUAAAGCUACUAAAAAUGAUAAACCAACUAAAGGUGUUAUAAGUAAUCCGAGAGCCAAUAAAUACAUAAGUCAAAUGAUUUACAAUGAGGACAUGCUUGACGAUGACAGGGAAGAAGUAAAAGAAAAUUAUCAUAAUGAUAGCAAAAGAGGUUAGCCUGGUAAAAACAAAGUAAAGGAUAGCCAGGCAGAUUUCUCUCAUAUUGUUGAUCAUGAUGAUAACAAUAACAAAAAGUAAAAGCAAGGCAAUAAGCAGGGUAAGGGGAAGUUUAAUGAAUCAGAGUCUGAGGAUGAUAUCAAUCGUCAAAAUGGUAUAAAUAAUAAUGAUCUUGAUUAGAUACAAGAAGUUUCAGCAGUUGAGACAGAGGCUGAGAGAAUACACAAAUUAUCUCAAAUCAUUACUCUAAACAAGUAUACAUUCCAAAGGAAAAUAAAAAUGGCCUCGAUUAUCAUAAUUUUCUCUGUAAUACUUUGUAGUAUGUAUGUUGGCUCUUAUUUACUUGCUAGCAAGAUCUAUGACCAAACACUAGAGGAUUUUGAGAUUCUUACUAUAGUAUCCAAUAGAUCGCCGUGCGUAGCUAGAAACUUUUUCUUCUUGAUGGAGACAUAUGUAAAAAAUUAAACCAUAGAAAAUGAUGAGAACUCAGUGAGUCAACUUCUCGAGGUAUGCAAGAAGGUGGAGUAAGAUAUCAGAGCAUUGAAGAAAGAUUAAAAGCUAUCUUAUGAAAAAAUUAAAAAUAGCAUUAAUCAAGUUGAUUCAAAGUAAUUCUGCCAAUUUUACGCUAAUGAGAUCUCCUCAAAUUAUGCCGAGAAUGAGAGUGAGCGCUUACAAUUAGUUGGCAACUGUAGUUUAGUUAAAUCAGGUCUAUUGAAUUUAGGAGUCUCUCAAGUUAUCAAUACUAUGUACCAUGAUAUUGAGCAGGCAAAUAUAUUCUUUACUAAUACUAAAGGAAAUACUGUUAAAUAACUUCAAGCUCUACUCUAUGACAAAGGUCUGGAUACUUUACUAAGUGCUUAUCUGACUUAUCUGGGCCCAACUCUAGACAAGAUUUAAAAACUAGCAAACGCCUCAUUGUAUGAGGUAUUAGAAGCAGCAUUCAACAAUUUGAUAGUAAUGUUCACUAUAUUCCUUCUAUUCCUCUUGGUUACUUGGUAUUUCAGCAUAAGGUAUCUGAUAAGAACAUUGUCAUAAACCCUAGCGAGAUCUAAAAUAUCUGUGAAAAUGAUACCUGCAAACAUAUUAAUAGCUAUUAAAGAAGCCUAAAACUAAAAUAACCCAUUAUCUAGAGGAAGUCAUGAUAAUUGA
Stylonychia lemnae is the source of this 5181-nucleotide messenger RNA. Lineage: Eukaryota; Ciliophora; Spirotrichea; Sporadotrichida; Oxytrichidae. The record is from the annotation of a GenBank genome assembly.